AUGAUCUUCGUCGAUUUUCCAUCGAACGAUGUUGACGUCAGUGCCCGAGCGAGGUCGAACCGUGUUGUCCGCGCCCGCCAACAGCUCGCCAAACAGCCCGACCAGUUUCGCCAGCAGAACAUCGGUACUGCAGUCUCCAACACAAUGUUCCCCCGCGCAUCCAUCGGUUCCCUCCCACGGACAGGUGAACGCCUUGUCCCUGCCCUCAGCUACGGGGUAAGUGACACCCGUCCGCGUCCGCGAGGGGGGGUAGACAGUCUCGACAAACAGUGUUGCCGCACGGCAAUCGGAGCGGCGUACGUAACGGGCGCCAGCAUUGCUUACACUGGAUCAGCCGAAUGA
Penicillium brevicompactum is the source of this 342-nucleotide messenger RNA. RefSeq lists its product as uncharacterized. The transcript has a single exon. The record is from RefSeq and is a predicted model, not a curated record. The coding region runs from base 1 to 342 and encodes 113 amino acids. Lineage: Eukaryota; Fungi; Ascomycota; Eurotiomycetes; Eurotiales; Aspergillaceae.